Molecule: messenger RNA, 645 nt
Organism: Penaeus indicus
Lineage: Eukaryota; Metazoa; Arthropoda; Malacostraca; Decapoda; Penaeidae
Product: RNA-binding protein EWS-like
Exons: 2
Coding region: 295-567 (90 amino acids)
Source: RefSeq, a predicted model, not a curated record
AAGAGUCUAAUCGCUGCCGCGGCGACGUCCCUAAGUUUUACUUGAAACUGCUCCAUUCUCUUGUCAACAUUCAGUGCCAGAGGCUAUAUACGAAGCCCUGUUCCGGGACAUGCGUUGGAAACUAUUGACGGAUGAGUGUCUUAACGGGCUAAAUAAGUGUUUUUUUUUCCCUACAGCAUCGGGCAGAAAAAAGGUGUGAGGUCGACGCGGACUUGCUAUAUAAAGGUAGGACAAGACACCGAAGUCACAUACCUUGAACGAACUUUGAGGUUUACGUAUAUUCGCCACAGUGAAAUGAAGUUUUCAGUCUUUCUUCUUGUCCUCCUGGUGGUGCUUCUGGGGGUUCUCAGCGCCGCCAACCCAGCCGCUGAUCCAUUCAAGAAAAAGGGCUAUAAGAAGGUGUACAGACCCAGACCUGUGGUUUACCGCCCUGUCUACGUGCCCUACACACCAGUCAAGGUAACAUACAGCUACCAGCCGACCUACAAUCACCAGCCGAGCUACGGUCAACAGGCGAGUUACGGUCACCAGCCGAGCUACGGACACCAGCCUAGCUACGGUCACUAACGAAGCGAUGCAUCUUAAAAGGUGUUUAAAGUGUUUCUGGCUUCGAUCAGACACUGUCAGAAGAAGAAAAAUAAAGAA